CCUUGCCAAGUCUAGUCUGCCGCGCGGCGCUCUGUGCCUCCUCUCACGCGCGCGACGCGCCAUCGGUCGAGCGGAGGCGUCGCAAGACACUGCGCUGUUCACACGAAAACGCGCUAAAGCCCUGCGAGGCGUGCGCGCUCGAUAUCUAGACACCAGGGUCACCAAGGCGCCAGCCACUCUGCAGCCGCAGCGCACGCACAGAUCGCGCGGGACGACGAGCAGCCAUGGUCAAGCAGCGCCGAAGAAGCGCAGCAGCCGUCGGCUUCCAGAACAUUGAAGUGGUGCCCAGCGAAGCUUUGGAGACCGCCCUCCGAGAAAGACAACAAUUAUGCAAGCACGGCGAAGCCUGGGCCAGGAGAAUAGGCGCCUCUGAUGAUCCACAAAAACUGAAAGCGUUUACCGGAUUGUGGUGGGACCUGUCGCCCCAGAUGAGAAGUUGGGAAGUCCCGCCCGACGACGGCAGUAAGUGCCAGAAGUGCAAGAGGACGCAUCGAUUAGGUUUCUACCGCGGUAUCACCUAUAGGGAUAGAUGUGAAUGUAAUAAAGGUGGGCGGAAGAUCGCGGACGAGUGGAAGCUGCUGGGCUACGAGUGCUACAAGCGAGGGUUGAGAGAAAGGGAGUUAGUUGGUACUAGUACUACUGUGGUGCAGCGGAAGAAGUCGCAAUCUCCUAGACCUCGGGCGCCGUCGGGGCCCCUGCCGGACGUCGACUUGGGGGCUUGUGCUGGUUAUGUGAAGGGCGGUGCGGCUUCCGCGUCCGCAACGUGUAAGGACGCCGCCGUCGCGUCGACGGCGUAUCACCGGUCGCCUUCCGCGCAGGCAACGCCGACGACGCCGCGCCGGCCGCGCCGGCCUCGCCACCGAAGGAGGAGACCAAAACGGAACCGCAACCGGUGGCGAUCCAGCUGCCCCCGCCCCGUAAAUUGGCGCCGCGCGUGCCGACGCCCGACCCAAGUAAACCUUUCGCCGCGGGCGGCUUCCAGGCCUUCAAGAGGAAGUGGCAAGCUAAACAGCAGCAGCAGGCGCCUGCCGUCACGGUGUCGACAGGAGCGUUUGCGCCACCUAAAACACCGGAGGCGUCGUGGCCGACUCUUGAUGGUAAACCUGCACCGGAGCUGCCCGAAAGUAGACGGGCCCAGGAGAGCGGUUAUGAUCCUAGGACCGAACCGCUGUUGCCGGGCGACUGGCGCUGUUCUCUUUGUGGCCGGCCGAAUAUCCGUAGACGGGACGCUUGUGCAUCCAGAAGAUGUCGAGGACGUAGACCAGAGGGCCACACCGGAGAGGAUGCCUACCAAAGGGCAUUGAGGGAGUCGCGGGAGGCGGAUCAAAGAAGGCAAGAGGCGGAAGAUGACGAGCUGGAGCGGGCUCUGGCCGCGUCUCGAGCGGAGAGCCAGCCGUCAAACGAUCUGAUGGGGCCGUCGGCGUACGGCGGCGGCGCCUUCGGCAGCGGCGGAACGAACGGCUUCGGGGGCAGUAGUGCCCGCGCGGCGUCGCCCGGCCUCGGCGGCGGCCUCUACGGCGGCGCCUUUAGCAGUGAUAGCGGAACGGGAGCCUUCAGCGCCUUCGCCGCGCCGGCGGACGGCGGCUUCCGCGGAGGCGCCUUUGGCGGUCCCACAAACGGCGCAUUCGCCGCUGCCGCGCCCGCGGCCGACGCCGGCGCCGGCCGCGUCUCCGUCGGCGCCCGCGCCCGCGCCCGCGCCGCAGCGCGCGCCGACGGCGCCGCCGCCCAACAAACGACGCCCGAGGCGAGCCGCCUCCUCGCCGCGGCCCAGCAGCCCUCAACCGUGUCGCCGACGGCAUCAGCAAGAGCGCUCGCCAGCCAGCCGCCGCCAUCCUCCACGGGCUGGGUCGCGUUGCAAGACCCGUCUUCCGGAAGAACGUACUACGAACAUGCGGGUCGUGGUUUGACGACAUGGGACCGGCCCGCGGAGCUCGAGGACGACGACGCGGACUUGCGCGCGGCGCUGGCGGCAUCUGCUGCCCAGCCGCCGCCUGUGGAUGAAGAUGCUGAAUUGCGAGCGGCGUUGGCUUUGAGUGCGCGCGAGCGGCCUCCCGCACCACCCGCGAUGGACGACGACGCGGAAUUGCGGGCCGUCCUGGCUUUAUCCGCGCGGGAGGCCUCCCAGCAACCGGUGCACCAGGACGACGAUCUGGCGCGGGCGCUGGCGGCGUCGCUCCGGGAGACGCGGCGGCCGGCGACGGACAUCUCUUCCGUGCUCGCGGCGGCGGGUUUAUCAAGGCACCUGCCUUUAUUUAGACGGGAGGAGAUCGAGUCCGUCGAGGAUUUGAGAUAUCUGUCCGUCGACGACUUCGUCGCCAUCGGGCUCGAGCGGGCCGAGGCCCAGGACCUGUCGCGCAUGUGCGCGACGGUGGCGGUCUAGGGGUUGUGCUGUUGAUUUCUAUCGUCGGGCGUAAGGUUUGUCGAUUGA
This is a messenger RNA of Pelagomonas calceolata, 2428 nucleotides long. The record is from the annotation of a GenBank genome assembly. NCBI's taxonomy places the organism in Eukaryota, Pelagophyceae, Pelagomonadales, Pelagomonadaceae.